Molecule: messenger RNA, 615 nt
Organism: Vicia faba (fava bean)
Lineage: Eukaryota; Viridiplantae; Streptophyta; Magnoliopsida; Fabales; Fabaceae
Source: the annotation of a GenBank genome assembly
AUGACAUUAUGGAGUCCAGUUACUAAUUGGGAUUCAACUCCUUUAAGACGUGGCUAUUUUGAAUUUUUCAUUAAAAUCAAAGGAGGAUCUCCUAUAGGGUCAUGGAAUGUGAAACUCUCGUUCUUACGCUUAUCUGCAUGGACGCCAAAUAUUAGACCUGAGAAUUUGAAGAUUGCAUAUGUUCAAUUGUGCCUGAGACGCAUGAAGGAUGACUUUGUUGUGGCCAUUCAGCCAGAGAAUGAGAUUAAUGCUAAUGAGGAGCAUUUAUCAGAAACAUACUCUUUGAAUGAAGAAGAAAUCAUAGUAGAGACUGAUAAUGGUUUGAGUGAAAAUUUGGUGAUUGAGAAAGGAAUAAUUGAGGAUAGAAGGGAGCAAUCUAAUACUAGUAUUAUGGUUAUGGAAAAUAAAAGUAAUAAUUCAGUGAGAGAUUCAUGUGAUGGUUUGUAUUUGGAGAAGAAUAAUAACCUUUGGGACAUUGAAGACAAUCCUUGUAAGCCACAGCAAGAAGAAUUUGUUGUGGUCAAGAAAAAUGGUAGGAAAAGGCAUAAACUUACUCAACCAAGAAUGGAAAUUAGAACUCGAGCCAUGUCGGGUAAACACAACACCACUCAAUGA